UGCCUAACCAAUAUUUACUUGAAAGAUGCCAAUUACAGGGCCUUAUAUAAAAACUAGCCAUGAUGAUCCAUUUUCCACGAUCACCAUUCGAAACAAACACUUGAAGUUAUUGUAACUAAUUCACCUCUGCUUUUAUUCUGCAUCAAGGCAAUGGCAGAAGGAGUCCUCUUCAACUUUGCAGAAGGGAUCAUUGACAGGUUGACCUCCCGUGCAUUCCAAGAGAUGGGAUUGAUUUGGGGUGUCAAAGAUGAGCUCCUGAAGCUUCAGGAGACAGUUGCCCAAAUCCAAGCUGUUCUUCUUGAUGCAGAGCAAAAGCAAGCGACUCAUGCAGUCAAAUUGUGGCUUCAAAGCCUAGAAGAUGUUGUUGAUGAAGCUGAUGACGUGCUAGAUGAAUUUUAUGCUGAAGCACAGUGGAGACAAAUGAUGCCUGGAAAUAAUCACGUGUUAAAGCAGGUAUGCAUCUUCUUCUCUAGCUCAAACCAGCUUGCUUUUCGGCUAAAGAUGGGUCAUAAGAUUAAAAGUAUUAAGGAGAGACUUAAUGUGAUUGCAUCUCGUAGAAACUUUCACUUAGAAGUGAGUCGUGAAGAUACACGAUUUAGAAGGGUAACUCACUCUUUUGCCCCUACGGAAACUAUUAUAGGGAGAAAUGAAGAUAAAAAUGCAAUUAAACAACUCUUGUUUGAUACCAUCUCUGAAGAGAAUGUAUCAAUCAUUUCCAUAGUCGGAUUUGGAGGAUUGGGAAAAACUGCACUUGCCCAACUCGUAUUCAACGAUCUAGAGGUCCAAACUUAUUUUGAGCUGAAAAUGUGGAUAUGUGUGUCAAAUGUAUUUGAGCUGUAUAUACUUGUUAAGCAAAUCAUUCAAUCUGCAACUAAUAACAUAGCCAAAAGCCUUGAGAUUGAUCUGUUGCAAAAAGAACUGAGGAAAAUAAUAGAUGGGAAGAGAUACCUCCUUGUGUUGGACGAUGUAUGGAAUGAUAAUCGUGAAAAAUGGUUUGGCUUGCAAAACUUGUUGAUGGGUGGUGGAAAAGGUAGUAAAAUACUAAUAACUACUCGUAGUGAAAAAGUUGCAAAAAUAACAGACACAUCUAAACCAUAUAACUUAAGGGGUUUAAGUGAAGAGCAGUCUUGGUUUUUGUUUAAGAAAAUGGCAUUCCAAGAUGGAAAAGAGCCAACGAGUUCAACCAUUAAGGCCCUUGGGGAGGAGAUUGCUAGAAAAUGUAAGGGGGUUCCGCUUGCUAUAAGGACCAUAGGACGGAUGUUGUACACUAGAGAUCCAGAAACUGAGUGGUCGGCUUUCAAGAAUAACAAGCUUUCAACAAUAAGGCAAGAAGAAAAUGAUAUUUUUCCAACACUUCAGCUGAGUUAUGAUGUUCUCCCAUCACAUUUGAAACAUUGUUUUGCUUAUUGUAGUUUGUUCCCGCCUGAUUAUAAGAUUCCCGUAGAGAAAUUAAUUAGGUUGUGGGUGGCACAAGGGUUCGUUAAGUCUUCAAAUCCUAAUGAGUGCUUGGAAGAUGUUGGUUAUGAAUAUUAUAACGAACUAGUUUGGAGAUCUUUUUUCCAAGAAGAAGAAAAAGAUGAGUUUGGUAUAAUAAGAAGCUGUAAAAUGCAUGAUCUCAUGAAUGAACUUGCUGUUAAAGUGGCAGGGGAGGGAAGCAGAAUAAUAGAUCGCAAUAAGACUGAUUUUGAUGCAAAACGUCUUCUUCAUGUAUCUUUCGAUUUUGAUGUUGAUUUUUCGGAAUCGGAAUCGGAAUCGGAUUCAGAAUCGGAAUCGAAAAUACCAACAUCCUUGCUGGAAUCAAAUAAGCUAAGGACUUUUCUUCUCCUACGCCAAGAUCAGUGGAGGAAUAAAUUCAUGAAGUCAAUCCAUAGGCCAUUGCAUAAGUCAUUUUGUGCAACAAUUGCUUUAAAUUUGAAGUCAUUGCGUAUAUUGAGUUUGAAUGGUUUGCGAAUUCCAAAAUUGCCAAAAUGUCUUAGGAAAAUGAAACAUUUAAGAUAUCUUGAUCUUAGUGUUAAUGCCAUUGUGAGACUUCCAAAUUGGAUAGUCAAAUUUCAAAAUUUGGAAACACUAAAUCUGUCAAGAUGUGAAUCUCUUGUGGAAUUGCCUUGAGAUAUCAAUAAAUUGAUCAACUUGAGGCAUCUCAUUUUGAGACAAUGUUAUCAAUUGGCUUGGAUUCCUCGUGGAUUGGGUGAAUUGAUUUGUCUUCGUACUUUGAGUAGAUUUGUUUUGAGCAUAGACAAUUCCAUGUUGAGGGAUCGUGCAGGGCUUAAUGAGUUAGGGAGGCUGAAGGAUUUAAGAGGAAAGUUGAAUAGCAGAAAUUUGAGGCACAAGAAAGAUAUGAUGUCAGAAUUGAAUUAUGAUGAUGCAAUUUUGAAGGAGAAACGACAUCUCUAUUCAUUGACUUUACAUUGGAUGCACAUCGAAAGAGAAAAUAGUGAUGCGGUUGAGGAGGAGAGUGAUGUAAUUAUUAAGUCAAUGGAAGCGCUGCAGCCCCAUUCAAGUCUAAAAGAUUUAACGCUGGAGUUCUAUAUGGGUGCGAGGUUUGCGAGUUGGUUUCAUUCUCUCACAAAUAUUGUUAAUCUCAGAAUUUCGGAUUGCACGAAAUUGGCCUCACUACCAGAAGGGAUGGGCAACUUUAAAUCACUUCAGUUGCUUGGGAUAUGGGCUUGCCCUAAUUUGGCAUCACUCCCAGAAGGGCUUCUUUGCCUCGCCUCAUUAAAAAAGUUGAUAAUUGAGAAUUGCCCCAUCUUAAAGCAAAAAUACCAGAAAGAAACAGGCGAGGACUGGUCCAAGAUUGCUCACAUCCCAGAGAUAAGCAUUUAUGAUUCUGAAGACUAUUCUUUUUAAGGGUUUGGUCAGUGGAGAUUGGGUCCCCAUUAAAAAUUCUUAUGGCUUGAUUGUGAUUGUGCAACAACAGGUCACCAAGAAAGUGUGAUUAAAAGAAGAAACUGAUUAGACAUCCUGACUUUGAUUAUACAAGUGACUCAGUUGUACAUGUGAUGAAUUUAGGUAAUUGUAACUCUCAAAUUUCCUUAUGGCUUUUGAAAUUGGUGCCGUCUUGUGAAAGCAGUUUGUAUUGUCAUGAUAUGAAUUAAAUUCAGAUAUCUGCCAAGAAUGAGGUUAAUUCCCUUCAUUAUUCAUCUUUUGGUUGUACUUAGUUAAUGAUUGAGUGAUAGUUUAGUUGUUUAAAUUGAGAGAUGUAAACAUUCAUCUUGUUAAUUAAUCCAAUUAUCGUUUUCAUGCAAAAAUAUGAAAACUCGACAACUAUAAUUUGUAAUGUCGUUUAAUCCAUAAAUUGUGAAUGAUA
Prunus persica (peach) is the source of this 3307-nucleotide messenger RNA. RefSeq names its product putative disease resistance protein RGA3. Gene Ontology annotation, molecular function: ADP binding. Gene Ontology annotation, biological process: defense response to other organism. The transcript is spliced from 3 exons. NCBI's taxonomy places the organism in Eukaryota, Viridiplantae, Streptophyta, Magnoliopsida, Rosales, Rosaceae. The record is from RefSeq and is a predicted model, not a curated record.